UAGACUUUUGGAGGCUGUAGGGUGACUUUAAAACUCUUCGGUCUUCACGUUCCCCUCACUUUAGCUUGAAGUUUGAAUUGAGAGGAGAGGAAGAGAAGAUUGAGAGAGAGAAAAUGGAGAAUGGAAGAGGCGAAGCAGAAGAAGGAUACGAUCGAGCCAAAGAGGUUAAGCAAUUCGACGAUUCCAAGAUCGGAGUAAAGGGACUCAUCGACUCCGGCAUCACCUCCAUCCCUCGUUUCUUCGUCCACCCACCUCACUCUCUCCCCGCCACCGCCACCACAAAUCCUCCUCCUCCUCCUGGAUCUAAUCUCAUCCCCAACAUCGAUCUCUCCGGCUUUGAUUCAGACCGUAGAUCCAUCAUCGUCGACCAAAUCCGAGACGCCGCCAGUUCUCUGGGCUUCUUCCAGGUCACAAACCAUGGCAUCCCUUCCCAGGUUCUCGACCGUACGGUCGCCGCCAUCAAAGCUUUCAACGAGCAGCCGACGGAGAUCAAAGCGAUCCACUACAGCCGCGAGAUGGGACGCAGUGUAUCAUUUUUUUCCAACUUCGAUAUCUACAGAUCGAAGGCUGCCACUUGGAGGGAUACGAUAACUCUAAGGUGGGGCCCGAAUCUUGAAAUAGGUGAAAUCCCGGAGAUCUGUCGGAGUGAGUUUGUGGAGUGGGACAGGCAGGUGCAACGGUUGGGAGAGACGUUGAUGGAGCUCUUAUCGGAAGGGUUGGGAGUGGAGAGGGGGAAGUUGAAGGCGUUGACGUGUAAUGAAGGGAAGACUAUGGUGGCCCACUACUAUCCAUUCUGUCCCCAACCAGAUCUGACGCUUGGGAUCGAUUCUCACACGGAUCCAGCAGCGCUGACAGUGUUGCUACAAGACCAGAUCGGAGGGUUGCAGGUGAAGAAAGGGGAACAUUGGGUGGAUGUCCAGCCGGUACGUGAUGCUCUUGUCAUCAACAUCGGAGAUCUCCUCCAGAUUAUUUCAAACGAUGGAUACAGUAGUGUGGAGCACCGAGUGUUGGCCAAUCAUCUUCACCAGCCACGUAUCUCAAUUGCUACUUUCUUCAAUCCAAGCAAGAGAGAGGACUUCCAUGGACCCCUUCCAGAGCUGAUAUCACUAGAUAAACCACCCCUUUACCGGUCAUUUACAUUGGCAGAAUUCUUUACAAGGUUUUUCACAAAGGAGUUGGGCAGCAAAUCUCAAAUAAGCUACUUUCAACUGUGACAGAUAACCUAACAUGUAUCAUUCAAGUGAAUAGAGGCAAGGUCUGAUGGUAAUAUUGGUACUAUAAAUGUUUAUACGUAUGUGAGAUGCUACUGAACCACCUCAAAUGGCAUUUCUCUGUGUUGAAACUGAGUUAUUUUGUAAAUAAAUAAUAAAUGUGUCAAUUAAUAUGAUCUAGAAA
Molecule: messenger RNA, 1395 nt
Organism: Macadamia integrifolia
Lineage: Eukaryota; Viridiplantae; Streptophyta; Magnoliopsida; Proteales; Proteaceae
Product: 1-aminocyclopropane-1-carboxylate oxidase homolog 4-like
Exons: 2
Coding region: 114-1214 (366 amino acids)
Source: RefSeq, a predicted model, not a curated record